This is a messenger RNA of Dermacentor andersoni, 798 nucleotides long. RefSeq lists its product as uncharacterized. The record is from RefSeq and is a predicted model, not a curated record. Lineage: Eukaryota; Metazoa; Arthropoda; Arachnida; Ixodida; Ixodidae.
GUGGUUCCGGGGCUGCGUUCGAAGUGCGCGAAGUUUGUUAGCAAGUAGGAAGUCAUUCGAAUUGAAAGUUCAAGCCAGCAGUCUCAAGAAACAGCCGGGCACACACGUGAAUUACCCUCGUGCCGCUAGCACUUCUCGUGGCUCUCGCCUGACGACAUCGUCCAAGGAGCAGGUGGUUCCCGGUCACUCAAAUCAUGGCGAAUACAUCUGGCAAACCUAUCGAAGGGGAGAAAGAAGAUCUGAAUGAUCAUGAAGUCCUCAACACAUUGUACCUGGAAGCAUCAAAGACACAGGCACAAAUGCACGAACUUCAAGCUCUUCAGGAAUUUAAAUACCUCAAACCAAGUGAAAUAGAAAAACAAAAGGACAAGAUGGACGCUGCAGUGAAUAAACUGGCAGCACUGGAAAAGCAGUUGAAGGAGAGGCAGGAGCAAGAAGGCACAGACAUUGUAGUUAAUAAGAAGUGGGCCAAAGAUUGCAAGUCGUUGGCAUUGCUUGUGCGUGACAUCGUUGAGUGCGAAAAAGCUCCUAUUGCCAGUAGCGGGAGCUCAAACCCUAAAGACCUCGAGGACCUGAUGCGAGAGCAGAAUGAGCGUCUGAGCCGCGCAGCAGAUGCCAUUGACGCAGACAUCAAAGAGUUGCAACAACGUAUCGAGCGCCUGGGAAGCUAAAUGGACUGUAUACAGUAGAACAUCACAAAAAGAAAAAAAAAUUGCUUUCACAAAAAUUUUGUUGUGAAUUGAGACAGCACAUACAGGGAAUGUGUCGCAGCAAUAAACUUCACUGUCAAAAUUCCUA